Anolis carolinensis (green anole) is the source of this 2680-nucleotide messenger RNA. It is a transcript of the gene phf13, whose product is annotated as PHD finger protein 13. The record is from RefSeq and is a predicted model, not a curated record. Gene Ontology annotation, cellular component: nucleus. The transcript has 5 exons. Lineage: Eukaryota; Metazoa; Chordata; Lepidosauria; Squamata; Anolidae. Bases 226 to 1215 code for a protein of 329 amino acids.
AAAUGAAAGAGGGGGGAGGAGAGAGGGAUUAUCCGGGUACCCAACCAUUGAGGGCCGAGUCCUCUUUGCCAGGGACACCCCUCCGCCUUGGAGGUGGUUGCGCCUCCCGCCAAGCCCAGCCUGGGAGGCGGAGUCGAGGCUGAGGCGGCGAAGGAGGAGGAGCUGCCGCUCGAGGACGGACGCCGGUUGAAGAGGGAGGGAAGGCAGGCAAGUAGGCGAAGGAAGAUGAGCGGGACAGGCUUCGACGAGGUGAACUCAAGCACAACCAUCAUGGGGAUGUUUCCACCACCACAGAAAAGACAAAGAACUGUAGAAGAUUUCAAUCAGUUCUGCACCUUUGUGCUAGCCUAUGCAGGCUACAUCCCAUAUCCAAAUGAGAACGAACCGUGGCCCUAUAGGGGUAACAUGAGCCCCCAAAACAGCACAGGCAGCACCCAGGAUGGUGACAGCUGGACCUCCUCCCAGUCCUGUGAUUCUCAGGCCCUGUCUGAUGAUGGAGGAAGUAGGAACACCACAUGCAAGGGAUCUGGAGAUCUCUUCCUCGGCUAUUCUGGUAUUUCUAGUAGCUUCUGCACAAGCCGACCCCAACAAACAAAGAAAAGGAAGCCAUCCACAAAAAAGCGCACCUUGGGUCAAGAGGUGGACAAGAGGAUCAUGCAGAUAGAUUUUAAGGACCUGAAGCAGGAAAAGACUGAACAAACAGAAGAGGAAAUUCAUGGAAAAGCAGGAGAGCUUGAAUCCAGUCCCCCAAGAGAAGCAUUCCAGCCGAAAUCUCUCCUGGAGCAAUACAUAAAAGAGAAUAACUGGGUCCCUGAGGUUCAGGCAGCUGAGAAAUCUGAGCAGCAAGAUAUAUGCAAGGAAGAAAGAGUCGGUCGGUCCUGUUGGAACAGCAUAGAGCAAGGCAGUGAGGAAGAACUCAGCCAAGAUGGCUCCCACAUUGGUACAUUAUGUGAGGAGUUUGCUGGACCCUCAGACACCAAAACAGAUGAGGAUGAUGCCUGGGAUCUCAUCACUUGCUUCUGCUUAAAGCCUUUUGCUGGGAGGCCUAUGAUAGAGUGCAACGAGUGCACCACUUGGAUCCACCUCUCAUGCGCCAAGAUACGUAAAUCCAACGUGCCUGACAUCUUCAUCUGCCAGCGAUGCCGUGAUGCAAAGCAGGAGAUUCGCCGAUCAAACAGAGCCCGCACCAUCCCUCGCAAGCGCUUCUGCGACUGACUUUGGUACGGGGGGUGGGUGGGAUCUCUUUAAACAUGGACUGAAUCUCUGUUGGCAAGACAAUCAAAAUGCAGCCACUUCCCUAAGGGACAGGUGAGGGCUCCCUGCUUUCCAAGUCAAUAAUACACCUGUAUAUGUCUUAUUCAAGACUGUGUGGGGAGAGGGAGACACAUGAUGUUCCCUUCUUGAAAGGCCUGUGAACUGUGCUGUUGAGAUCUCAGGGUGUCCCUAGAGCAACAAAUGCAAAGGCACCUGGCAGACCAAAGUUUUGCACUGGUUUGGUGGAUUCCAGUGCACAGUGCACUAAGUCGGCCAACAGCCUUUUUGCCCUUGUGGAGAUGUGAGUUGGUGCCUUUCCUCAGCAAACUAGUAGUUGUCUCACAGUGAGUUCUAUGGUAUGAAUGGCUGCUCAGACUCUAGGUUUGUGUCCUCAGUUCUUACUUUUAUCCCAGUGCUGUAAUUUUUAAAAAGAGUUGAGAAGCUUUAGGGGCCCUUUCACAGAAGUAAAGCACCUGCUAAAGGGGGCAGUUGUUUUCCCAUGCACACUGCCAAGUGAACAGUCUCGUGGAGCAAUUGACUUCAAAUUGGUACUGACUGUGGUCAUUGUUCCUUAUUCUUUUGAUGAGCUUGUCUUAUUGGCAACCUAGCUGUUCCAGGCCUUGGUCAGGUUAGUUACUAAUGGGAAAAGAAUGGCAAUAGUCAUUUAAUGUAAAUAUUUUGUAUACAGAUUCCUAGACUACGUCCCAAGUGUUCCUGUUCCCCACACACCUACCCAAGAAUUGCAGUUGCACUAGUGUCUUAUUUGAAUGGAAUGCAGGAGUUGCUGAAAGAGACCAAAGCUGUUAAUGGUAGAGAUGCUGGUGACUGCUUCAUUGGGAUCUGAAUGUUUGGAGUUGUAAGAAAAUUAGAGGUAUGGCAGUGAGCUGCACUGAAUAAGCAGAUUGGGUCCUGCUUUUGUUUUCAAGCUGCUUUCUCGUUGCUAAGGAUAUUUGCUAGUGAUAUUUUGGGAAUGCUAAAGGAAAGCAACCUGUCUACUAUGCAAAUUUAUUUGUUCAUGGGGAUACCAUGCCAGCAAACUACUGCUUGUUUUGGAGAGAAGAUGGGUCCACCUGCACUCUGUACCCAGUCCGCUGAACCUCUUCAAUUUGACCCUACGUGCCUUCUUUUUCACACACCUCUUGCACACACCACCAAACCUUUGGCCAUCCUUUUAACCGCACCCGUUUUCAUUGUUUGAGGGAUCCAUCUCGUCCUAUUAAGGACAGCCUGCUCACUUGUCAUGCUGUAGGAAGAAUUUGGAAAGCUACACCAUGAUUCAAUCAGAAGUCCUUUUCCCCUUGAAGUGUUUACACUUUUAUAGUUAGUCACUUUCUAUUAUAAAGAUGUAUGUAGAAUAUUCUGGUCUUUGUCCUGUGCUGAGUGUCUGGAGUGAUAUGUAUAGAAUAAAAGUACUUUUAAACAGUCA